AUGAUAAAACUAAAGCCCAAACGUGGACAAAAAUUGGAUGUCCAUAAGAUAUCCCGUAAAGGAUAUCCGUUCAAGGAAGUCAAAUGUGCAUAUGUUGUAUUACUCAUGGGUGGUUACUGGGUAACCGAUUGCUUCCCCAUGGCAGUGACAUCGCUCAUUCCGGUAGUCCUGUUCCCAGCUUUGGGGAUACUCAGUACAGCAGAUACAUGCACUUGUUACAUGAAUGACACAAUAAUGGUGUUCAUUGGUGGUUUGAUUCUCGCUAUUGCUAUCGAGCACAGUAAUCUCCACCUUAGAAUUGCCCUCGGAGUUAUGAAGACAGUUGGCUGUAGCCACGCACGAUUGCUUGGUGGCAUAUGUGUGGUCACAACAUUUAUAUCCAUGUGGGUGUCAAAUACCGCGGCCACUGCUAUGAUGGUGCCCAUAAUAUUUGCUGUUUUGAGCGAAUUGGAACAA
Vollenhovia emeryi is the source of this 456-nucleotide messenger RNA. RefSeq names its product solute carrier family 13 member 5-like. The record is from RefSeq and is a predicted model, not a curated record. NCBI's taxonomy places the organism in Eukaryota, Metazoa, Arthropoda, Insecta, Hymenoptera, Formicidae. Gene Ontology annotation, molecular function: citrate transmembrane transporter activity; succinate transmembrane transporter activity. The transcript has 2 exons. The annotation marks the transcript as partial. Gene Ontology annotation, cellular component: membrane. Gene Ontology annotation, biological process: monoatomic anion transmembrane transport; citrate transport.